Molecule: messenger RNA, 1657 nt
Organism: Musa acuminata subsp. malaccensis (wild Malaysian banana)
Lineage: Eukaryota; Viridiplantae; Streptophyta; Magnoliopsida; Zingiberales; Musaceae
Source: RefSeq, a predicted model, not a curated record
UCUUCUGGGAAACUUCUAAGGCGGUCUCGGUUGGUAGGACAAAGAAUAAGCCACGAAACCAAGCUAAUAUAGUGGUGUUACGAUGCACUCAACAUCUCAUCUCUUCUCCCAAGGGGUCAAUGGCAUCCCGCUUAAUCUACAAACCUUUCUACUCUGCAGUCAAAACUUGAGGCACCGACCCCCCGCCCCCUUUGAUUCUUUCUUUAGAUCGCAGAUCAGGAUAAUAGAAGGAAGGAAGGAAGGAAGGAAGAAAUAGGAAAAGAAGAUACUAAUAUCAGGGGAAUAGUAGCCCUCCUGCUGCUGCUGCUGCUGCUGCUAUCACUUUUAGUUGGGGUUUCUUUUGAGGAUGGAGUUCACGCAUGGAAGAAGAAAUAGGUUUUCCAUCACCGAGAAAGAAGAGAAAGGGGAAGAUUGCAGAUAUGCUGCUUUCGUACCUUCCCCUUCUUCCUCCUCGUCGCCAUCGUCCUCCUCCGCUCCUUUCAGGCGGAACGACGGCUCCUCGGCCAACGGCGACAACCUUUUUGUGGAGAAGGAGCACAUGUUCGACAAGGUGGUAACGCCAAGCGACGUCGGCAAGCUAAACCGGCUGGUGAUCCCGAAGCAACACGCCGAGAGGUACUUCCCGCUGGACGCGUCGGCCAACGAGAAGGGGCUGCUGCUCAGCUUCGAGGACCGCACCGGCAAAUCUUGGCGCUUCAGGUACUCCUACUGGAACAGCAGCCAGAGCUACGUGAUGACCAAGGGAUGGAGCCGGUUCGUCAAGGAGAAGCGGCUCGACGCCGGGGACACCGUCUCCUUCAGUCGUGGCGUUGGCGACUCCGGUCAACGCAAUCUUUACAUCGACUGGAAGCGGCGGCCGGAGAACCACGACCCGGCCCGGAUGCCCCGCGUUCCUCUCCCGGCCGUAUCCUUUGUGCGGUCGGUAGGACCGUGGGGCGGUCACCUCGUCAUGCCACCGGCGUCGGCGUACGACCACCGCCGCGAAAGCUAUGGAUACAGUGUCGCGAGCCCGAGUGCUAUCGGGAGACAGCUUCUUUUCUUUCGUUCCCCAGAGACCGGGCCGCCACCCGUGAAGGUGCAACCCAGUGGUAGUGGCGGCCUGUCCAUGGUUCUUGAACCGAUGCCGGAGGUCCACAGCCAGGCGACGGCCAAGCGUGUAAGGCUAUUCGGAGUCAACCUUGUCCGUCCCGAAUCAGAAGGCGACGCCGGCGGCGGCGACGGCGGCGGCGGCGAAUCUACAUCAUCUUGCCUGUUACCAUCGCAAGAAACAUCUGCUCUCCAUCUCCUCCGAUUUCAGCAUGGCAGCGUCGAGUCCUCGUUGGCAUCAUCGUCCUCGAUGAGCAAGGAGCAGCAUUCGUCGUUGGAUCUUGACCUAUGAGGAGGAAGGACCCUGCGAGGGAGCAUAUUGCCAUUCACAUCCUGAUCAAUUGGGAUGGAAAUCGAACCCGAAUAGAAUGAAAGUUUUGGAGGUUCUUUCUUUAAUCUUGUGCUUCUCUUUUACUCUUAAAAACGGAAGAACGGAUGGGUGCAUCCAAAUCAAGAGCUGGUUUAAUCCUCCAUAAUCUUCUCUUAAAAGUGUAAAUACGCUGGAAGAUUCAAAGGCUCGUAAGCCCACAACAUAGGAUUCUUUUGCUAUAAACUCUCAUGUCUUUGUUGA